GCUUGCUUCGUGAAGACAGGGCAGCGCAUUUCUUCAAGUUGCUCCGGUGCUUACACCGGAGAGAUGGAUAUCAAGGUCAAAGCUGUGAAUGACAUCUUGGGUGAGAGCUACCACAUUUAUCAGUUAUUUGUCUCUCCGGAGGAUGUCGGUCACAGUGGCAUCAACAGACGCAGAACAUACCUGUUCUGCUCUCACCGAGAGACUGGCAGAUAUGUCUACGACAUUUACGAGGCGUACGCCGCAGUGUGCGCGGCAAUCCGGACCAAACCUGGCACAUCCCCAGCCGACUACCUGGUGGCCACGCCCACCCAAGUAGCUGCAGAGGCCAUGCAGGUGGCCCACACUCGCAAGAAGACGUACAAGCACGCAGCAAAGUCCUUGGCCUAUCUCUUGACCAAACGGGAAAGGAAGCAGAUCGUUCUCCUCGACCGGCGCUUCAGACAGCGCUUUGGGCGAGAGCCCGCAAAAGAUCCAAACCUAAUCUACUACCUCGGAGACAAUGUGUCAUUUGCUGUCACAUGGUCAGCAGUGAGCGGAGCCAUCCCUUGCUUUAGGGCUCGAGGAGGCAAGUAUUGGCACAGGAAGAGCCGGAGGUGGCUAGUUGCUGUCGAGCGUAUGGCAGCGAUGGGUUUCCCCGUCAAUGAGGACCAGGCCAGGGUUAUGGGAGUGAGCCCAGUGCCGUCGAUGGAAUCGACCCGGGUUGGCAAAGUGCUGGGAAACAGUUUUCACUACACCAAUGCUGCAGUCGUCCUUCUUUGUGCGCUGUGCUGUUUUGGCCGGCAAGAUCAGUGCCAGCAAAAUGUUGUGUGGUAA
Molecule: messenger RNA, 813 nt
Organism: Cladocopium goreaui
Lineage: Eukaryota; Dinophyceae; Suessiales; Symbiodiniaceae
Source: the annotation of a GenBank genome assembly